Molecule: messenger RNA, 656 nt
Organism: Anastrepha obliqua
Lineage: Eukaryota; Metazoa; Arthropoda; Insecta; Diptera; Tephritidae
Gene: Gbp3
Exons: 1
Coding region: 135-578 (147 amino acids)
Source: RefSeq, a predicted model, not a curated record
AGAAUUUUAGUUACAAACGAAAUUUCAACCCGAUUGGUGUGCAAUAAAAAGUUAACUAAAAGCUCAAUCCCUUUUUUUUGUUGUACCUACAUUUUAAGUAAUAUAAAUAAAUACCAACGACUACCUCAACGACCAUGCGUGAGUUAUCGCUGUUGGGUUUGGGCUUGACCAUUUUAUGCUGCUUCAUCGCUUCCACUAGCCCCGUUGUCGCUACUGCGACCGCGGCCGAAACGACGACCUCUCGUCCGCCGCCCAUUUACAUCAACAACAAAAUACCCACCGUUGAUGUCAGCUGCAUGGUGCGCUACAAGUGCCUCGAGAAGUUGAAGGGCGCAACCGUGCCACCCAAGCCCUGCGUGAAGUAUUGUGUGAAAUUUAUUGAAUGCCCGAAUGCGGCGAAGAUUCGCGGCACAGCCGAUCAGUGCGUGGAAUUGGAUGAGGCUGCAGUACGGCGACAGUACGAGCAAGACACCAAGAGUGGCGAAAGCAUACAUGUGAUGAGGGUUGCGAUGAUUGAUUUCCCCUGCCGCCCCGGUUUUUUGCCCGACGACAUGGGCCGCUGCCGUGAAGUUUGGUGAACGAAACGAUGUGUAGUGAAAUGAUAAAUUGAGUUUGUUUAUUUGAAAGUGCGGUCGAAAUAAAUUUGAAAAAAAAAA